Molecule: messenger RNA, 2519 nt
Organism: Lepus europaeus (European hare)
Lineage: Eukaryota; Metazoa; Chordata; Mammalia; Lagomorpha; Leporidae
Gene: LRATD2
Product: LRAT domain containing 2
Exons: 3
Coding region: 369-1289 (306 amino acids)
Source: RefSeq, a predicted model, not a curated record
CUCCUCUCCUCCUCGCGCCACACCUCCCCUGGGAGCGGGGGGCCGCAGCCCCGGCAGGAGGGAGGCGGUGCGGGCCGAGCAGACGUUUGCCCCUGCAUCUUCGAGUCUCCGCGGGCUGAGACAUGCGGCGCUGCCCCCUGCCCAGGCUCGCUGCGGCCCGCGCCGGGAGGAGGAGGAGGGCUGCAGAACCCGCACCUGCGAACUCGCCCUAGAAGUCCGUGGGUGCGGCGGGGGCCCCUCCGCCCCGCCCACGCCCGCCACCUCUCCGCGGGUGGCCUCAUCCCCCUGUCCUGGGACCUGCGCCAAUGACCCUGCUGGCGCUUUCGCUCUCUCCCCUCGCGGCGGUGUGAACGCUCGUCCGCAGCGCGAUGGGCAACCAGGUGGAGAAGCUGACGCACCUGAGUUACAAGGAAGUUCCCACGGCCGACCCCACCGGCGUGGACCGAGACGACGGGCCCCGCAUCGGGGUCUCCUACAUCUUCUCCAACGACGACGAGGACGUGGAGCCGCAGCCCCCGCCGCAGGGACCCGAGGACGGCGGGGACCGGCAGCCGCUGCCCGCGCCGCAGCCCUACGACCCGCGGCUGCACGAGGUGGAGUGCUCCGUGUUCUACCGCGACGAGUGCAUCUAUGAGAAGAGCUUCGCGCCGGGCUCGACGGCGCUGAGCACCUACACGCCCGAGAAUCUGCUCAACAAGUGCAGCCCGGGCGACCUGGUGGAGUUCGUGUCGCAGGCGCAGUACCCGCACUGGGCGGUGUACGUGGGCAACUUCCAGGUGGUGCACCUGCACCGCCUGGAGGUGAGCAACAGCUUCCUGACGGACGCCAGCCAGGGCCGUCGCGGCCGCGUGGUCAACGAUCUGUACCGCUACAAGCCGCUGAGCCCCAGCGCUGUGGUGCGCAACGCGCUGGCGCACGUGGGCGCCAAGGAGCGCGAGCUGAGCUGGCGCAACUCGGAGAGCUUUGCCGCCUGGUGCCGCUAUGGCAAGCGGGAGUUCAAGAUCGGCGGCGAGCUGCGCAUCGGCAAGCAGCCCUACCGCUUGCAGAUUCAGCUCUCGGCGCAGCGCAGCCACACGCUGGAGUUCCAGAGCCUGGAGGACCUGAUCAUGGAGAAGCGGCGCAACGACCAGAUCGGGCGCGCCGCUGUGCUGCAAGAACUCGCCAUGCACCUGCACCCGACCGAGCCCGAGGAGGGCGACGGCGAUGCCGCGCGGACUACGCCGCCUCGCGGACGCCCCCCUGCGCGGGCCCCCGAGGAGGAGGAGAACGGAGAGCCGGUGGCGCACUGACCCGCGGAGCUGAGCCCAGAGCUGCAGAAGGGGAGCUGUUUGCAGCCGCCGCUGCCCCCUUCCUCCCUAUCCCUCCCUCCCCCAGUCACCUCUGGGUCCCAUCUGGGAUUCUGGGCCCUUUGAUAAACGGAGAGUUGGUGGAGUGCGCAGCCGGCUGUGGACGGGGGAGGAGAGGAAGGGGACAGAGGGAGCAGGAAUAAGACUUUAGAACUAUUUUGUACUGUGAAUUACGGAUGCUCUUUGAAGGAAAGAAAUAUCGAUUCUCAUGUUCUGCAGAUGCCUGGCAGGGAGAAUCAGGACAUCGCCCGGCACGUAUGCUAAGUGAAAUCAGACAAAUUCUAUUUUCUUACCUGAACAAAUAUUUUAUUGAGACCGCUGAUGUAGGUCAGAGGAGCCCACAACUUCAGCUACACGACUUUUGUAUUGAAAGGACCCAUACUUUUUGUAGCUUUUAUUCCACAUUUAAUUUAAAAAUGACUUUGUAGCACUAAAAUGUCUAGCAGAAGACUUUAGACCUUGAAGGAUAUUUUUAGUUUUUAUGAAAAAUGACACUUCUGUGGUUAAACUUCUCCUGUCUUUGGUGUUUCUGGCCCUGGACACCACCCAACCACAUGGAAACAUAUUUUUGGAAGCAAAACUUUAAUUUUAUAUAACAUAUACUAUGGAGAGCUAAGAAAACUAAAUACUACUUAUUUUCUAUUUUUUGUUCUUAACAAAAUGGAAUCCACUGUGUUGAAGACUCUUGAUACUAUGUGCUUGUCUAACCAUUUUUUAUCGAUUAGGAUAAAAUCUAGUUGUGAUCGCAGACAUUGGAUAGAUUUCUUUGGAAAGUCACAUUCUAUUUGUGAACUUUUUUUUUAAUCAGGAUAAUAAUAUCAACUUUUCAUUAUGUUUUGUUCUCAACUGUAAUACUUGUGACACAAAGAGAUUACAUUGGCUAACAGGAUAAAUUCUGCAAGUAUUUUAUUUCCCAAUGAAUUGUAUAAACGUUAUUUUUAUUGAAGGUUGUAUGUGAAGUCAAUGUUAUGUUCUUUUCCACUUCUUAAGACGGAAGUUCUGAUUUGAAAUUGUAUCAUUUCCUUCAAAAUGAAGGGCAGUGCUUAGUUAAAUAAAAGAUGGAUGAUAUCUUUUAAGCCAUUUCCUCUUCGCUACGUCUUAUUAAAAUAAAGUCUGUCAAGUCCUUUUGAAAAACACUAUAAGGGUUUCCAAUAAACCAUCUAUUAGAAUUCA